Molecule: messenger RNA, 1724 nt
Organism: Coffea arabica (coffee)
Lineage: Eukaryota; Viridiplantae; Streptophyta; Magnoliopsida; Gentianales; Rubiaceae
Product: protein NETWORKED 3C
Cellular component (GO): vacuolar membrane
Molecular function (GO): actin binding
Source: RefSeq, a predicted model, not a curated record
UUUGAAACUUGUUUGGAAUGAGUUGUACUGUUUAAGCAGAGAGUUUUAAUGAAGCCCCAGAAGAUGAAGUCCUGCCAGUCCAUAACAUAAGCAGAUAAAGCCCGAGGACGAGGGUUUUAUUUUUAUAUUAAUGCACCAUAUUAUUUUAUAGUAAUCACUCGAAGGAAUUCGAAAAUCGCCGGACGCGGCGGUAUCGUCCCACUUGGCAAGGCGGUGAAUGGUAAGUUUUUGUCUUCUGAUUCAAAUUCUUUCGGCAGUCCGGCUUAAACUCCAACGUGGCAGUUUCGGUUCUAGUAGUAAAAUUCUAGGAAAAAUAGAUGCUCAUUGGUAUAUACGCAAUUGCAAAUCUCGAGAAGUCUUGGGGUGUUCAAAUUCUUUCCACUCACACACGCCUCCUCUGAAUCCGACACUAAUAUCCUCAAAUCAAAGCAGUAGUAGUGGAUGUGUAUCAUCAUCCUGAGCGCAAGGAAGUAGCAGCCCAGCCCUCAGCCUCACGCAGUUUUUGCGUGGGAGGGAGUGUGUGUGUGUGAGGAAGUGAGUCGUACGCCUGCCAUCGAUCGAGCGUGAGUGUGUGUGUGUGUGUGUGUUUUCUUCAGCCUUUUUUUCGCGUGGUUGCAGCAUUCUUCUACCACCUGCGUCUCCAAGCUCCGUCGUCGACAAACAAGUAAGCCCAUUUAAUUGAUCCACCACAAGUUCGCCGGCAUAAUUCAGGUUGAAGAAGAAGGAGGUAUGGUGGAAGCCAAGCAGCAGAAGGAAUCGUCAAACUGGUGGUGGUUUGACCGUCUCAGCAUAAGCAACAACAACCAAAAGCGUUCCGCAUGGCUCCAAUCAACCCUUUCAGAGCUGGAUGAGAAGACGAAGGCAAUGCUGAAGCUAAUAGAGGAGGACGCAGAUUCCUUUGCUCAACGUGCAGAGAUGUAUUACAAAAAGCGACCGGAGCUUAUUAGCAUGGUUGAAGAUUUUUAUCGAACCCAUCGUUCAUUGGCUGAGCGAUAUGAUCAAUUCAAGUCCGAAUCUGGAACUCGGCUUGUCGCCCCAUGGGCAUCCCCAUUAUCAGUCACCAAAUGUAGACCGGAGAAGUUGCUGACCUUGAGUUCCAUGGAUAAAUCCUAUGAUAGCUAUUCUGAAACUUAUGGAACUGAGGAGUUGGAGGAGGAGUCUGACGUUGAGGAUCCUGAACCAGAGGAAGUAGUGCCGUACGACAAAGAAGCGGACAAAGAGGAAGUUUCAAGUGGUGAUGAUGGAAAUAGUCGCAUAAUGAAGCUGAUGGAAGAAAUAGAGAGACUUAAAGAAGAGAACAAUACUCAAAAGGAGCAGCUAAUGCAGAAGGAUGAAGAGAAGAGAGAUGUCAUCAGACAGCUCAGUUUAGCAAUGGACUUGCUCAGGGAGGAGAACGUGGAGCUCAGGAAGAGAGUUGUCAAAGAAUCUGUUAAGAGACAGGAUCACUUCGAAGUGAACAAAUUGGAGGUGUUCUGGAGGAGGCUGUUCAAUUGAGCUUCAGAAUUAGAUGCUCUUGUGUCUCGUGUCUCACUAGAAAUUUGUAUGUUUUGUAUGCCAGCAAGAAGUAAAUCUGUACAACAGUCAAACGAACUCUUUCCAUAAAUGUGGGGCUUCCUCAUUAACUAGCUCGACUUGAAUUAGUCUUCCAAUCUUUACAUCAACGUUAAUCUUCUGGUUGUACUAGUCAGUGUUAUUAUGUAACCUUCUCCAUUUUUUUUUGGUGU